Lasiodiplodia theobromae is the source of this 1758-nucleotide messenger RNA. Its product is annotated as Basic-leucine zipper (bZIP) transcription factor. The record is from RefSeq and is a predicted model, not a curated record. Gene Ontology annotation, molecular function: DNA-binding transcription activator activity, RNA polymerase II-specific; transcription cis-regulatory region binding. Gene Ontology annotation, cellular component: RNA polymerase II transcription regulator complex. The transcript has 4 exons. Bases 1 to 1758 code for a protein of 585 amino acids. NCBI's taxonomy places the organism in Eukaryota, Fungi, Ascomycota, Dothideomycetes, Botryosphaeriales, Botryosphaeriaceae.
AUGGCGGGCACCACCAACAAUGACCAAUUCAACUCCCACCUCUACCUCUCCCCCAACCAGCAAGACCUUCUCAUGGCUGCGCUGAACUCUAACAACCCGAACAACCGCGGGGGUAGACCAGCCAAGCCUUUAGACAGCAACCAGCAACAACAAUAUCCGCUUGACGGCCUUGAUCCCAGCCUGUUCCCUCAAGAUGGCGCUGGUGCCGGCUUCGACAAUUUCAAUCUAGACGAAAGCCCCUACGUUGAUUUUCUUGAUGGAGACACCGGCUUUGAAUUCGAUCCCAAUGAUACCAGCGACUUGCUCAUCGGCAGCCUGCCCGGCGAAACUCAGGGCCAGUCGUCCAAGUCGCCAACGCAGCCUGGUGCCGACGGCGAAACAGAGACUGGUGACAAGCGUAAGAGCCCGGGCGAUGACGAUGAAGAUGCAGAGGGCGGUGGUAAGCGAAGGGAAGGCGAGGACAAGACGGCGAAGAAGCCAGGCCGCAAGCCCCUGACUUCGGAGCCAACGACCAAACGCAAAGCCCAAAACCGAGCUGCUCAGCGCGCGUUCAGAGAACGCAAGGAAAAGCACUUGAAGGACCUGGAAACCAAGGUUACCGAGCUUCAGAAGGCCUCCGAUGCAGCUAACCACGAGAAUGGCCUCCUUCGUGCCCAGGUGGAGAGACUUCAGAUGGAACUGCGCGAGUACCGCAAGCGCCUCUCAUCCAACAGUACCGGCAUCUCCAGACCGACCGGAUUUCCGUCGCUUCUCACUCACAACAACUCUCCUCCGUCGAGCAACUUCCAGUUUGAGUUCCCUCGCUUCGGCGCCCUUCCGGGAUCUCAGAUUUUCAACACCAACGGUUCCCUUUCCAACGGCGACAAGGGCAGCCCGUCAGCAGCCAAGCCAGCAUCGCAAAAUGCUGUACCGGGCGUUCUCGCCCGCCAAGGCAGUACUGGACGAAGCGUCAGCCCUACUAGCCAACAGAACGGCGUGCGGUCGCCGGACAAGGCUUCUCCGGCCUCAGCUACUGACUCGUACAACUCUCCUGGUCUGAAUGGCCUUCCCAGAAAGAGCAGCGGUGGACGUGGCAGCACCUCGAGCUCGACGGGCGCUCAGCGCGUGUUCCAGUUCAACAGCACCAGCCAUUCCAACUCGUCCACUAAUGAUUCUCCAUCCGCUUCGUCUGUUUCUCAGUACGGCGCCAAUUCGUCUUGCGGGACAUCACCAGAGCCGAGUCACACCUCGCCUGGAAACGACAGAUCCCAUGAACUCUCUUGUGCGGUGACCGAAGCUGCAAACUCCAACACAAACGACAGCUUCGGCAUUGAUUGGCUGGCAUCUCAAAACAACAACCAGUUCAACCCGACGCUCUUCGGCGAUUACCGCGAGCCACAGGCUGCUGUUGUCGGCGAUGGAGACUUUACUGGAGGUUUCUUCAACGACGCAUUCCCGACUGCAGACUUCGGAAGCCCGUUCAACUUUGACAACAACCAAAGUCCGGCCAUCUCCAAGUCCAACCCCAUGGAAAGCAUCGACAAGAUUCAGGAUGGUGAUGACGACGAGGUCGUCCCCGGUGAAGAUCCUAACCAGCUCCUCAGCUGCCACAAGAUCUGGGACAAGCUGCAAAAUCGGCCAGAUUUCAAGGAUGGCUCCAUCGAUAUUGACGGUCUUUGCACGGAGCUGCGCGCCAAAGCCCGUUGUUCGGAGAGCGGCGUCGUGGUUGACAGCAAAGACGUUGAAGCUGCGCUCAAGAGGCUACCAGACAAGGCCUAA